AUGGAGACGAUAUGGCUUUACCAGUUUCGUCUGAUUGUCAUCGGAGACUCCACUGUGGGUAAGUCGUGCCUGAUCCGGAGGUUCACUGAGGGCCGCUUCGCACUGGUGUCAGACCCCACUGUCGGCGUGGACUUCUUCUCUCGCCUGGUGGAGAUCGAGCCGGGGAAAAGGAUCAAGCUUCAGAUCUGGGACACAGCAGGACAGGAGAGGUUCAGGUCUAUCACCAGAGCUUACUACCGUAACUCAGUGGGCGGCCUGUUGCUCUUCGACAUCACAAACCGCUGCUCCUUCCAAAACGUCCACAGCUGGCUGGAGGAGGCACGGAGCCACGUCCAGCCGCACAGCAUCGUCUUCCUGCUCGUGGGCCACAAGUGCGACCUGGAGGCCCAGCGUCAGGUGAGCCAGCACGAGGCGGAGAAGCUGGCGAGGGCAUACGGGAUGCGCUACGUGGAAACAUCAGCACGUGACGCCAUCAAUGUGGAGAAGGCGUUCGUGGAGCUGACACGAGAAAUAUUCGAGCUGGUGCGGAGCGGCGACAUCAAGAUCCAGGAUGGCUGGGAAGGCGUCAAGAGUGGAUUUGUUCCCAACACGGUUCAUUCUUCAGAGGAAGUGGCGAAGAGGAGCCGGCAGUGCUUCUGUUGA
Molecule: messenger RNA, 642 nt
Organism: Nematolebias whitei (Rio pearlfish)
Lineage: Eukaryota; Metazoa; Chordata; Actinopteri; Cyprinodontiformes; Rivulidae
Product: ras-related protein Rab-39B-like
Exons: 3
Coding region: 1-642 (213 amino acids)
Biological process (GO): Rab protein signal transduction
Cellular component (GO): Golgi membrane
Molecular function (GO): GTPase activity; GTP binding
Source: RefSeq, a predicted model, not a curated record